ACGGCAACUCCGCAACAAUUUUCUAUUUGGCCAGAAGACAAUUGCAGAAAGUUUUCACCCGAAAAAAGCAGCUAUAAUUCGCCAAUUGCAGAUGAAUGGAGUAAUUAAGCUUAAAUUGUGCAUAUUUUGUAAGCCAGCAGCGCUGCAGUGACCGUUUGCGAGCCUUUCUGUUGCUGUGCCCAGCAAGAGCAGCCACAACAACAGUAGCAGCAGCAGUGACAACAACAAUUGCAAAAAUUCGGCCAGCUGCAUUUGUCAUCUCUUUGGUCAGCGAUAUUAUUAUGGACAAAAAAUCCUCGCCCGUGCGACGACAAAAGCGCCAAGCGAAAGUAAUUGAGGAGAACUUCUGGGACUGCAGCGUCUGCACGUACAGGAACUCGGCGGAGGCGUUCAAGUGUCGCAUGUGUGACGUGAGAAAAGGCACCUCGACGCGCAAACCGCGCCUGAACUCGGCGCUAGUCGCUCAGCAGGCGGCCACAUUGCCCGGCGCCAGUGGUAACAUGCCCAACGGCAAGCCGGCGUCCAGUUCGCGGCACGGCAGCGGGCACGACAGGCAGCGACACAAACGGUAUCCAGCGCGUUUGAAGAACGUGGAUCGCUCGACGGCGCAGACGCGUGAGGUGACCGUGAAUUCGGUAACCGUUUUCAUCACAGAAUACAAGGCCAAGCCGGUGAGCAGCCGGCGUGAGUCGAGUGAACAGAGCUUCAGCGAGAGCAACGAUAGCCGGAGUUAGGUUUAAAUGAUAAGCGCGUAAUUUGUUUUCCCAAUUACAUCUUUUUUUUUUCUUUUAUAUAUGUAUUGAGAUAUAUAUAUUUAUAUAUACAUAUAUGUUUAAAGAUAUUCUCUGUCGGCGAACGGCCGCGAUUCCUUCCCCGUCCUCUCUCCACAUACACACACAAAUCCAAUGUCGUCUUAGUGUACAACUAAAAAUUGUAAAUUCUAAUAUUAGGCCUAAGUACAAUUGUAAAUCUAUAGCCUGUUCUUAAGUUAGCAAGUAUUAAGCGAUAUUCAUGUUCUGUAAAACAGCAGCCACAGCAUCUGACGAUGAUCCCCAUGCAUAAGAACUUCCAAUUGUACUGGCUUUUGUAGCUGAUGACUGCAUUUAAAAGACGCUGUGGUUCCGCUGCAUUCUCGAACGAGAAACAAUGUAAUUGAAUGUGAAGUCGAGAACCUUGUAUAUAUAUACAUAUAUGUUUUAUAACAAAACGAAAUGAAAACAAA
Messenger RNA from Drosophila montana, 1222 nucleotides. RefSeq names its product ring and YY1 binding protein (gene RYBP). Gene Ontology annotation, cellular component: nucleus. Gene Ontology annotation, molecular function: DNA binding; transcription coregulator activity. Gene Ontology annotation, biological process: positive regulation of DNA-templated transcription. Bases 282 to 734 code for a protein of 150 amino acids. The transcript is spliced from 2 exons. Lineage: Eukaryota; Metazoa; Arthropoda; Insecta; Diptera; Drosophilidae. The record is from RefSeq and is a predicted model, not a curated record.